Messenger RNA from Cyanidioschyzon merolae strain 10D, 972 nucleotides. RefSeq lists its product as hypothetical. The coding region runs from base 1 to 972 and encodes 323 amino acids. The transcript has a single exon. Lineage: Eukaryota; Rhodophyta; Bangiophyceae; Cyanidiales; Cyanidiaceae. Gene Ontology annotation, cellular component: chloroplast. The record is from RefSeq and is a predicted model, not a curated record.
AUGAAUAUGAAGCUGUUCUGGAUUUUGGGGGCGAAUCCGGAUAUCGUACCGAACGGAUCCCGGGUGCCUUGGGCGAGGCGAGCGCGAAGCUCCUCCGAGCACCAAGUGCCUUCUGGCCGUUUGCGUAGAAGCGUGCGAUCGCAGACUGCGGUGCAUCCCUUGGACCGACGCAUUGCACGGACGGGCGGUGUAUUGAGUUUGCACAUGGGUCGGCGCUACGCCAAGAUCAUGGCGAGAAAGCAGGCGAGUGAGCUAGCGCGCGUGAAGCUCUUUGCCCGCUAUGGAAAGCGGAUCGUCCAGACUGCAAAAGCGGGCGGUGAUGUAGACGCCAUUGUACGGGAAGCUAUUGAGCGUGGUGUUCCGAAGGAAAACGUGGCUCGGGCUCUUACCAAGGCAAGCGCGUCUGAGCAAGCGAACUUCGAGUCCGCUAUCUACGAGCUUUUUGGUCCACAUGGGGUAGGAAUUUUGGUGGAGGCCCUCACAGACAACCUGAACCGUACAGCAGCAGAAGUGCGACUCGUUGCGCGCAAGGCAGGUCUUCAGAUGGCCUCGGCUGGUGCGGUUCAACAUCUUUUUGAACGAAAAGGUUGCAUCCGUGCAUUCGUGUCGGAAGAGGACGCUGAAUCCUCACAGUUUGACCCUGAUUCGUUGCUUCUCAUCGUUGCAGAUGCGGGCGCCGACGACCUGCAGCACCUCGCCAUGGAUGACACGCCGAUGGGACGAAGCGAGUUUCUGGUAUGGACACCGCCUGGUGCGCUCGCACAGGUCGCCCAAGCCCUCACAACAGCGGGUGUGAAGCUUAGCACCAGUGAGCUUGUUAUGGUCCCGAAACUGAUACCGCCCCCGGUUUCUGAGGCAGAUCGGGACCUCAUUCAUGCAGGCGUCGAAGCGCUGCAAGCCAUAGAUGAUGUAGAUCAGGUGUACACGACACUGGACCCUCGUCCAUGCGAUGCGGAUACCUCCUCUUCGUGA